Molecule: messenger RNA, 705 nt
Organism: Bombus impatiens (common eastern bumble bee)
Lineage: Eukaryota; Metazoa; Arthropoda; Insecta; Hymenoptera; Apidae
Product: N-acylneuraminate-9-phosphatase
Exons: 3
Coding region: 1-705 (234 amino acids)
Source: RefSeq, a predicted model, not a curated record
AUGUUGAAUGUGGAAAUCAUUCAUUUUCCUUUAUUGGCUGAGGAACUAACACAAGAAUAUGGUAUUCCUGAAGAUAUAUCUGUGAAGAUUACAACAACAUAUUUGAAGCUCUUUAGAAAAUGUCCUGAUAAUGUAAUUCACACCUUGGAUGUUUGGCGUAUAACUUUAUGGAGUAGAGCACUCGGAGAAAAGUACUCAUAUCUAGCAAAAAAAAUUUACGAGCGAUGGUUAUGUCUACGAUAUUAUUAUUUGGCUCUGUCGUCAGAUAUAGUUUCUAUGCUGCAUCAAUUGAGGUUAAAAUACCUCUUAGGUUUGAUUACAAAUGGUCCAUCUAAUGCACAAUGGGAAAAAAUACGAAAACUUUCACUAGAACAAUAUUUCGAUAUAAUUCUUGUAUCAGGAGAUUUACCAUGGGAAAAACCCAAAAGGGAAAUAUUUCGAAAAGCAUACCGAUUUUUAAAUGUUAAACCAGAUAGUUGUGUAAUGGUUGGUGACAAACUGGAAACUGAUAUCCUGGGUGGAAUAGAAGCAGGUCUAGGGUGUACAAUUUGGAUUCCGACAUUGGAUAAACCACCCUUAUUAAGGGGAGAUCCACAACCAGAUUUUACUAUAAGGCAUGUCACAGAUCUCUUAAGUAUUUUAAACAGAAGUCCUGAUGCACCAGAACUUGAAGAUUCUUCUUCAAAUGCGUCAGAUGGUAGUUGA